Molecule: messenger RNA, 1470 nt
Organism: Entamoeba nuttalli P19
Lineage: Eukaryota; Evosea; Mastigamoebida; Endamoebidae
Exons: 1
Coding region: 1-1470 (489 amino acids)
Biological process (GO): protein autoprocessing; positive regulation of DNA-templated transcription
Cellular component (GO): endoplasmic reticulum membrane; nucleus
Molecular function (GO): sequence-specific DNA binding; DNA-binding transcription factor activity
Source: RefSeq, a predicted model, not a curated record
AUGUCAAGAGAGGGACAUAGAAUUAGAUAUAAAGAAUAUAAAUGUACAUUUCCAGGAUGUAAUGAACCAGCAAAAACAAAAUACAAUUGUAUUUCACAUGUUUGGGAUGGACAUUUAAAAUUAUUACCACAUGAAUAUCAUGGAAUUGCAUAUAAAAGUUUACCUGAAGAAAAACGAAAAGAAGUUAAAUCAAAGUGUUUAGAAUAUAUCACAUUUGUAACUGAUACAGUUAAUCAACGAAAAAGAAAACCCUAUAAAACUGGAUUAGGUGAUACUAUUGAAAGUUCUAAAGAAAUAGAAAAUAACAAUCAAAUCAUAUCAAUUACACCAUUAUGUAAUGAAGAUUUUAUAACAAUUCAAAGUGUUAAUAAGAAUAUUAAAAGAUUAUGUAUCGCAGGUGAAUUAUUUAGUGAAGCAGGGUUUUUCCAAAGAAGUGAUCAAAGAAAUAAAAAUGAAAUUCAAAAAAUUACUGGAGCAUUAGAACAACUUAAAAAUGUUGUAGGAUAUUCUUUUGUUUAUAAAAAUGAUGAAAAUCAUCAAAAAUAUGGAUUUAUGGCUCAAGAACUACAAGAAAUAUAUCCUAACACAGUUAAAGUACUUCCUGAUGGAACAUUAAGUAUUGAUACUGUUGCGUUACUUCCUUAUAUUGUAUCAUCUUUAAAAGAAUUAUAUACUUCUAUAACAGAAUUAAAUAAAGUAACUGAAAUUACACAAAAAAUUAAAGAUAUUCUUAAAGAAGUUUUAGAACCACAAGAAAUAGAUGAAAAUGAAUUAUUUAUUGGUAAAUUUGGAUUAGGUCCAAAAAAAAUAAUUUGGUGGAUAGCAAUAAUAUUUACAAUAUUAUCAAUUAUAGAAGUAAUUUGUAUACCAAGUUUUGGAAUGAUUUGGUUUUGGACUAUUGUUGUUUCAUUUAUAAAUUGGUUGUCUUAUUGGAAAAGUGAUUGGAAUGAUGAAGUAAUUAAUAAUAAGUUUAAUAAAGAAAUUAUUAUUAAUAUUAUUACUAGAUGGUAUGUAAUUAUUUCAAUUGGUUUAAUAGCUUUUUCAAUGACAUUUUUAAUGGGAUCUACAUUACAAAUUUAUAUGAGUAUUGUUAUUGCUUUUAAUUCAUUAAUUGUUGGACUCACUUUUUAUGAUAUAACAAAGAAAUUAGCAGGUUAUUUAAUGAUAUUUUCAAUUAUUCUCGCAUUACUAUUAUUGAUUAUUUUAAGCUUUAUACAACCUUCAUAUUCUUGUCUUCUUUCUUCAAGAAAACUUAAUCAUUCUAAUCGUUACGUUUUUAUUAAAGAACAACCUCCAUGGAAUUGUAUGGCUCCUUCAUUACAUUCAAAUUCAUCUUCACUUAUUGUUGAUUAUACCAAACCAUUCUCUUUAAAAGCAAUUGACUUUGGAGUAACAGCACGUGUUGAAUUGAAAUGCGAGAAUGGUAUUUCAUUUACGUGUGGAAAUGUUGAAUUGGAAUCUUCAUUCUAA